AUGGACAGCAUAUUUGGCCGCAGGAAGACAAAGCCUCGUCAAUCUUCGGUAUCCUCUACUCAGGAACUCAGCGAGAGCUCUGUUCCCUACGAUAAGCUAGGACCCCCGCCUAGCUCACCCCUUCCAGUCGGCACUGUUUCGCAGGGGCUCCGUGGAGCACCAUACAUCUCAGCACCCAUCACCAAUCCGACGCUGACUACCAAUGGCACUGAAUUCAACAAGUUUGGCAUGACUCGGAGUAGGGCUGGUGGAGACAGAGGCAAUGAAGAUCAUGGCAUGGGAUCACCCAGCACCUUCUCAGUUUCCGACUCUUCCACUUUGUAUAACGAUUCUGUUGGAUCCUCUUCCGGGAGCAAACUUUAUAAUCCUCAAACAGCUCGUAUGCGUCGCAGUGAAGCCUCUUCAUCUUCGGGACAUAUGCUCGACUUUGGCCAGUUUCCUGCGAAUGGUUAUGCACCCAUGCCGGCCUCAGCGUCCGCUGGGACUCUGAUGCAGCGCCCAAUGUCUUCCGCCACAACACGGUCCGAAGGUACAAGACAUUCCAAAUACUCAUCCCUUUCCUCUGAAGGGACUUCUCUCAACCAUUUCUAUCAUCCUCACCGACACAACAAUUCAGACGAUGCACAGUUAUCUCGGCCGGACACCGACGAAGAAAUCGAGGCACUGUUCGAUAAUGUCAAACGUACUCGAGACCUCGGAGACCUUCCGAACCUCCCGAUUGAUCAGAAAUGGCAUAUGGUAUACAAUGAUUGGCAAAUUCGACGGAAAGAGGAGAAGCAGAGAGACGACCAGACGCGAAGACAAACGGAAUCAGGCCAGCCUUCCACUAUAAUUCGCGAAACGCCGGAGUGGUACAUUCAAAAGUUUUUGAAUAAAACCAUUACGCCAAAGCAAGCCGGGAGUCUUCAGGUAUCAUUACGUAGUCUAGAGCUGAGUUGGCUUCAGCACUUCAUUUCUAUACAAGGAACAUCGGUUCUAGCACAGACACUUACGCACAUUAGUCGCAAGGGUUCAUCAAGAGGAGAGAAUGACAUAAAUCUUGAAUAUGAAAUCGUCAAAUGCCUCAAACAAAUUUUUAACAACACUGCAGCGACGGCAGAAGCCCUGACGCACAACCUGAUUGUAACGCAAGUUGCGUCUUCUCUCAACACUCCUCAUAUCCCCACACGGAGGCUUCUGCUAGACUUGUUGUCAUUCCUGACUUACUGGAAAGAUGGUCAAGUGCACAAUCUUGUCGUCGCCGCCUUGGAAACCCUCAGUUCCUCAAAUAAUGAGAGUGGGGGACCAUAUGAUUAUUGGUUCAAAUCAAUGGAGCAUUCUCUCUCUGGACGAGGCAAGAUGGGUAGUUUGGUUGGUGCAAGCGAAGAUGUCAAAAAGGCCGGUGGCCUGGACACUAACCUUAAUGAAUACGCUUUGUCAAAUUUGAUACUCCUUAGAGGUGUCCUCGAGCUCCACCAUCGCUCCCAAAUGGAGGCUGCUGGAUUACAGCGAAUUCUUGAGCUCUGCCGAAACUUCAACGUUUCGAAUAUAGACAAGCAAUUACGGCUUUUGCAAAAUUCUUUAGAUGAGGACGAACAGAAACUCCGCGACCGUCUGGAUCAAGAGAUUUUACGCGACCUUACUAACCCUUUGGACGUUCAAGAAAGUAAAGCUCGAGACUAUUUCCUGUCUAUGAUGCAGCAUUUACUGCUGAUACGAGAGGAAGGUCCGCCGAUGGUACACUAUUACCAGCUUCUCGACUCGCUGAAACUGGCUGGCGCCGAGCAGCGUUUCGGACACUCAGCCGACCGUUAUCAAGCCGUCGAGGAUGAAGCAAACAAGGCUCGCGCGGAAGCAUUGCGCUUGAAGCUAGAAAAAGAAGCGCUGGAGGACGAGAUUUCUCAAGGCCAUGACGGUCUAGUUGGGCAGCUGAAGGAAAAGCUGGCGCACGCCGAGCAGAAGUUGCAUGUCUCUCGGGAAACAACAACACGACUUCAAGGUCAACUUGUCACUCAGAAAUCUGGAUACGAGCAGACAAUUACCCAACUGGAAUGGCAAAUCAUGGAACUGUUCAAGAUGCUGAAGGAGGUUGGCCAAGGUGUCGAGACCAUCGUAGACAAUAGUGGCAUGGAUCGCAAGACUCUUGUGGAAACGCUUGAGAAACAAUGGCAACGGACCAAAACUAUCGGUAUUCUUGAGGGUCGAGACGGAAGGAAUCGCCGAAAUGGUCCCGGCGGGGAGGAGGACGAUGGCGAUCACGAGGAAGACAUGGAUGCAACGCCACGUAAAAAUGGAUUGCGCCGUGGUUCAAAAGUUGUUCGUAAGGCGUCCAAGACUGGCGGGUCAAAAACUUCGGAAGACGGUAACGGAAGAGUCUCGCAGUUUAUGGACGCAGAUGAUCAAGACGCGGAUGAGCAAAUACAACAUCAGCUGGCUGCCGGCGUAGUAAUUGUAAUUGAUAUCUUUGCCUUUACUCUGGAAGAGGGCCAACUGUCGAGCUCGAGAAGUGCACGAGGAUCACCGAGACGCACGGACAGACCCCUGUUAGGUCUAGGAGCGCCGUACAAGAGCAGCAAUCUUCUUCCGCCACACUUUGAAGAUGCUGGCGAAUCGAGCGACCACUCUAACAUUAAUGGUGAAGAGAGCGAGGGCGAUCGGUCAGUCCGAGGAUCACAUAAUUCAUCUGAAGAUACACCCUCAACUUCCAUCAGUUCUCACGUUUCUGCUGACGGACGGACGCCUGCGCCUGGUUCAUUGGCUGAACAGCUCAGCAAACAUUUCCUGGCCAAGAGUCGCCAGGUAUCCUCUUCCGGAGGCCCGACACCUUCACCUCUCCCGACCUUGAAAGAAGAGGGCGAUGCGCAUGGUGCUCCCCCACCACCACCACCACCACCUCCGCCUCCCCCGCCUCCUCCGCCGCCGCCACCCAGUGGUUUCAAGGGCGCUCCUCCUCCGCCUCCGCCUCCGCCUCCGCCUCCGCCUCCGCCACCUCCACCCGGCUUUGUCGGAAUGGUCCCUGCCUUCUCCGCAAACUCUACCCCGCCUCCACCACCUCCGCCGCCGCCUCCAGGUCGAGGCUUAGCCUCUAACCCGAGCUCUCCUCCUAACUCUACACGAGCAUCGAUGUUGCUCGGUUCAAAUCUUAACGCCUUGCUCUCUGCUCGCAAAGAUCUUCCUAUUACGCCGAGUACUAAGAUGAAACAGCUGCAGUGGGAUAAACUCCCUCAUCAGCAAGUUUCAAAGACACUGUGGAAUGAUGAAGAGCCUGCAAAGGAACACGAGAUGUUGAAGAAGCUCCAGAUUGAUGGCGUAUGGAUGGAAAUGGAGGAAGACUUCAAGGCCAAGCAGCUAGUCAUCAACCUAAUGGCCCGGCAGAAACGCGCCGAAUUGAAGAGUGUUCUGGAUGUUGAAACUAAGAAAAGAGUUGAAAUCCUCAUUCAAGGUGUCAAAAAACUUGAGCCCGAGGAGAUCGCUCGCAAAAUUCAGCACUUCGACCAGGAUCUGUGCUCUCAGGUGUUCUUGAGUGAAUUAAAACGAGUACUGCCAUCCCCAGAACAGGUCGGCAAAUUGAACGUAUAUCGGAACUCAGGGCCAGAGGAACUUGCUGAGCUUCAUCCUUCGGACCGCCUCAUGGUUAAACUGAUACAAAUUGAUCGUCUGGGACCUCGUAUUGAGGGCAUGUUGUACAAGUGUGCAUUUGAAGAACGGUGGUCGCUACUAGAUCAGGGUGCACGGAAACUUUCCGAGGCAGGAGAUGCUCUUCUACAUGCUAAAGCUUUCAAGGAGUUGCUCAGUCUCAUUCUUCUGAUUGGGAAUUACAUGAACGGGACCGGUGUGAAGGGUGGCGCAUUCGGUUUCCGUGUUAGUAGUAUCAAUAAGCUGGUUGAUACUAAGUCAGUAAACAACACGACACUACUUCAUUUCUUGGAGCGUACCGUUUCUAAACAUUUCCCGGACAUGGAAGAUUUCCUCGAGGAACUUGCAAAACCCGCAGAGGCGUACAGAGGUAUGUUACGCCCUUCCUUCAGAUGCCUCCACGUUUUACCAACGCUCUUGGCAGUUAAUCUUCAAGAAGUUCGUAAAGGCCUAGGAGAUCUUCGGGAUGGUCUCAAGAGAAUACGUGAGGAGCUAGAAGAGCAUUUUGCGCGCAUCGAUCAAACAGAACGAUACGGCCAGCAAAUGUGGAACUUUGUCAACAAAGCCAAGAUGCAGGUGGACGACCUGGUGGACGAAGUACGGCUUGCAGAUACAACAUUCACCGAGGUGAUUUGCUACUAUGGCGAAGAGGAUAAUCGAAACAUGAGCUCUUCUGAAUUCUACGGUAUCUUCAAAACCUUCGUCACAUCGUACAAGAAAUGCAAAGCCGACAAUCAAACUGCAGCAGAUGAACGACUUGCAACAGUCAAACGGAAACAGGCCGCUGAAACCAUGAGGCUGAAUCGCGAGAAGGCGAUGGAGAUGUCGAACCAGGAUACUGACGCUCUGGACAGUCUGCUAGAGAAGUUGCGGAAUGGCGAUACUGUGGGGACACGAAAGAAUCGCCGGGCACGACCAAGUGCCGCGGAAACUCGCGCUAAUGUGCCAUCGUCAUUAGAUCUAAACGGCAACCCAGACGACGUGGCCCGGGACCUUCUGGCGCGUUUAGCAUCGAGCGGUUUCGAACCACCUACGCCGUCAUCGCCAACAUUUGCUGUUUCACAGAGGAGACGAAGACGGAAGGCUGCAUCAUCGAUAUCCGAUGCAGACUUGUUGAACUCGCCUCUUCUGCCGCCCAUGUCUGAAAUUAGUUCAUUAGAAGAUACAACUAUAGGCUCAGAGGAUUCCAGUGAACGAUGA
Messenger RNA from Desarmillaria tabescens, 4815 nucleotides. RefSeq names its product RhoA GTPase effector DIA/Diaphanous. Gene Ontology annotation, molecular function: small GTPase binding; actin binding. Gene Ontology annotation, cellular component: cell division site; mating projection tip. NCBI's taxonomy places the organism in Eukaryota, Fungi, Basidiomycota, Agaricomycetes, Agaricales, Physalacriaceae. The transcript has 16 exons. Gene Ontology annotation, biological process: actin filament bundle assembly; mitotic actomyosin contractile ring assembly; barbed-end actin filament capping. Bases 1 to 4815 code for a protein of 1604 amino acids. The record is from RefSeq and is a predicted model, not a curated record.